CUUCCUUUAUUCACAUCUGAAUAAUCUUUCUACAUAGUUAUGAAUACGCUACAGUUUUACUUGCUAGUUCUUCUAAUCAUCCUCCAAUAUACAACUGGCAAUGCCGCCGAUCCUGCUGCCAUGAACUACGUCACCGCCUCAUGUAAAACCACCCGCUACCCAUCUCUCUGUGUCCGUUGUCUCUCAACUUACGCUCGUUCCAUCCAAGGAAACGAUCAACUCCUGGCUAAAGCCGCCAUUUCCGUCAGCCUGAACAACGCCAAGUCCGCAGCCGCAUACGUAACCAAACUGUCUCGGUCAUCUGGACUGAAACCGCGAGAGUUUCAAGCCAUGAAAGACUGUGUCAACGGCAUGAACAGCUGUGUGCCGAGCCUGAACCAGUCGGUUCUGGAGCUCGCGAAGAUGGCUCGAUUGACGGGUCAGAAUUUCGAAUGGCACAUGAGCAAUGUGGAAACUUGGGUUAGUUCAGCACUCACAAAUCAAAACACUUGUGCUAGAGGAUUCUCUGAUGGUUCAAUGAAUGGACCUGUGAAAGAUGCUGUGAUUAGGAGGAUGAGUUAUGUGGCUCAACUCACUAGUAAUGCACUUGCUUUAGUGAAUAGGUUUGCUUUGAGGCAUAAAGCAGGUACCCAUUUGCCUUGAGGAUUUAUGGUUAAUUUCUAGCAUUAAAUACCACAUAGAUCAGGGAUUUUUUUUAUGGAAACAACGGUUUUACUUUCUGGGAUAGAGAACACGCCUAUACACAUUCCACCUGUCAACACUUACUUUUGAACGAGAUAUAUUGAAUUAGUUUGAUUUGGUUUAGUUACCA
This is a messenger RNA of Cynara cardunculus var. scolymus (artichoke), 811 nucleotides long. RefSeq names its product pectinesterase inhibitor 9-like. The record is from RefSeq and is a predicted model, not a curated record. NCBI's taxonomy places the organism in Eukaryota, Viridiplantae, Streptophyta, Magnoliopsida, Asterales, Asteraceae. Gene Ontology annotation, molecular function: enzyme inhibitor activity. Gene Ontology annotation, biological process: negative regulation of catalytic activity. The coding region runs from base 40 to 642 and encodes 200 amino acids. The transcript has a single exon.